Molecule: messenger RNA, 1861 nt
Organism: Lindgomyces ingoldianus
Lineage: Eukaryota; Fungi; Ascomycota; Dothideomycetes; Pleosporales; Lindgomycetaceae
Product: acid phosphatase
Exons: 2
Coding region: 241-1734 (497 amino acids)
Molecular function (GO): acid phosphatase activity
Source: RefSeq, a predicted model, not a curated record
UGCAUGACACGCAUCUUAUCAGUUGCAUUUGAUCGCAUCUCGUAUACCGAAUUCUGUCAUCUGCAACCGUGUGAACGUGUUGUGAACCACGUGCGCCCGUCCCUUGGUUCUCGUCACACAGCUCGCCCAUGAUGCCGAGCCCUGUCUUGCCUGGAAUGAUUAAUUAACUCGGUGUACACUACCCCGUUCGACACAUCUCCGCCAGCGUCCACCGGCCAGGGCCCGUACAGGACAGACACAAUGGGAAGCCUCUGGAACAGAAUAAGAGGCUCAAGCCCCCAGCGAUACGCUCGUCUCCCUCUGCUUGAAAACGAGCCUGCUUCACCGUCAAAGUACAGACGCACCAGCCGGUCGAGCAUCUUGCGGUGGGCUAUUGCUCUCGUCGCAAUCGCCGGUCUAUUCGGUCUCUAUGGUCUCACUAGAGUUUCGGCCGCGCCCACGAAUAAGUCCUGCGACUCCAUCGAUGAGGGGUACCGCUGCAGCCCUGACAUCUCCCAUUUCUGGGGCCAGUACUCACUCUGGUUCUCCGUGCCCUCCGAAAUCAACGUCGAACCCCCCAAGGGCUGCUCCGUGAGCUUUGCCUCUGUUCUCUCUCGCCAUGGCGGGCGCGAUCCGACGCUCGGCAAGUCCAUGUCGUACGCAAUGUUAAUCGCAGAAAUCCACAACUCCAGCAGGGCGUAUCCGGGGAAAUUUGCUUUCUUGAAGGACUACACUUACAACCUUGGCGCGGACCAGUUGACUGAUGCUGGAAGACAGGAGAUGGUCAAUUCAGGCGCGCACUUCUAUCGCCGGUACUCGAAAUUAGUGUCGAAGAAGUCACCAUUUGUGCGCUCGUCUGGCCAAAAUCGGGUCGUGGAGUCUGCCCAGAAAUGGCUUGAGGGGUUUGCCCAAGCCGCGCAGGAGCCAGUCGGCACUAUUGAAGUGACGAUCCCAGAAGGAGCCGGCACGAAUAACACUCUCUCCCACGAAAUCUGUACCGCCUUCGAAGACGGUCCUCUAAGCGAAGUGGGUGACAACGCGCAGGCUAUAUGGGCGUCCGAAUUCAUUCCAUCCAUUCAAUCCCGCAUCAACUCGGAACUGGGCACGAAUCUCACCUCCAAAUCCAUCAUCUACCUCAUGGAUCUGUGUCCAUUCAAUACCCUCGCGUCUCCGGAUGCCAAGAUAUCUGACUUCUGCCACCUCUUCAGCAAAGAUGAGUGGCGUCAGUACGACUAUUAUCAGUCCCUGGGCAAAUUCUACGGCUAUGGAAACGGGAACCCACUUGGGCCCACUCAAGGAGUUGGUUUCGUAAAUGAACUACUCGCAAGACUGACCGAGACACCUGUGAGUGAUAACACCAACACCAACACCACUCUCGAUUCGAAUCCACAGACAUUUCCUCUCAACCGCAAGGUCUACGCAGACUUCAGCCACGACAACGACAUGUCUGGAAUCUUUGCCGCACUCGGGCUCUACAACCACACUACCCCCCUCUCCAACACCACAGUCCAGGGCACGGACCAAACAAAUGGCUUUUCUGCUGCGUGGACUGUACCUUUCGCAGCUAGAAUGUAUGUCGAGAAGCUUAGCUGUGAGAAAGAGAAGGAAGAGUUUGUGCGAGUUAUCUUAAACGACCGUGUUAUGCCCCUUAAGUUCUGCGAUGGGGAUCAAUACGGAAGGUGCAAACUGAGUAAAUUUAUAGAAAGCCAGAGUUUUGCCAGAAGUGGAGGGCACUGGAACCAGUGCUUUAUAUAGACAGCUGGAUCUCGUCGCAUUUAGAAUAUCAUACGGUUUUGUAGAUAUUCAUUUCCGCACAAUCGUAGUGCAUCUCGCGUCUUUGUUCGCACUGCUUUAAAUUCCAAGUCAACACUCCCAUUUUCAC